CGGGGCACUGCCUCUCGCACAGCCCUCAAGACACACCAUGGGCCCAGAGGCUGGCUGGCGACACCGCAGCGACGACGCAGGCGGCGGCCCCAGCGACUCCCAACUGCCUCCCUGACCACUGCCACCAUCACCCGACAACCCCGAGAAGCCAGCGCCACCACCGGCCGGACACUCAAGGACUGCAAAAAUCAUCUUCCCCGACCGACUUAAAGCUACGUCAACAACUAUGGCGGGUGAGGAGCGGUGGGCGGAGCCGCUGACAGCCCGAUGGGGGAUCUUCGCCACGCCCCGGGCCCCCAUCCGGGAGGGAAGGCGUCGGCUCGCCCCGCAAGAUGGCGGCGGCAGUGACGCGCUUACGUACGGAACGCCUCCGGCGCGCCAGGGACGACGGGAAGUGAGGUUUUCCGAGGAGCCGCCAGAAGUGUACGGCGACUUCGAGCCCCGGGGCGCCAAAGAAAGGUCGCCGGCUGGAAGACGAACCCCGCCAGAAAAGUUCCGGGGGGAUUCUCCCGAAGAGGAAGUGAAAGAAAUCGUUUACAACCUUCGUUCUCGGCGGCGGAGGCAGCGAGGACCCCAGGAAGCCGAGGAGAUGAAGACGCGAAGGGCUGUUCGCCUUCAACAGGAGCAGCAGCAGCAGCAGUCUCAGCAGCCUCCGCCACAGCCGUCUCCGGUGACGACCAGGAGAGGGUUACGGGACUCUCUGUCUUCCGAAGAAGAUGAACCAUCUUCCCAAACUGUUAUAAACCAAACAGUCUCAAAGAAAACUGUCAGAACACAAGAAACUUCAGUGGUGAGUGAAGAUCCUGCAGUUAACCUCUGUCGGCCGCCACUAAGAAGCCCAAGAUCUGAAUCUGCCAGUGUCCAACAGAAGAUCAAUUUCUCUGAAGAAGGAGAAACAGAAGAUGAUCAAGACAGUUCUUACAGUGAUGUCACUACCGUUAAAGUCAGAUCCAGAGAUUCUGUUGCGUCUAAAGAUGAAACCACCAGAUUAUGUGGUCAGCACCCAGAAUCACUUUGGAGGUUAUCACAAAAUCAAGAUUUUACAGCCCAUGAUAAGCAACCUUCAGUGCUAAGCUCAGGAUGUCAAAAAAACCCUCAGGAAUGGGUUGAACAAGCCUUAAGAAUGAGGAGUAGGACGGCAAAUAACAACGUUCAGAAAUCAGAACUUGGAAACCAGUCUCCAUCAACCUCCUCCAGCCAACAAGUACGUGAGCAGCCUCGGAGCGCAGCUCUGGUCAGGAGGAAGCGGUGGAAGUGGCUGAUACCUUGUUUGCUAGCUCUUGCCUUGGUGAUAUUUUGGUUCAUUCAUACUCCUGGGAUAGAAACCAAUGCUGUUCAAGAAUUCCAGAACCAGAUGAGACAACUGAGGAAUAAGUACCAAAGUCAAGAUGAGAAGCUGUGGAAAAGAAGUGAAACAUUCCUAGAAAAACAUCUAAAUGGCUCCCACCCCCGUCCUCAGCCUGCCAUCUUGCUGCUCACCGCUGCCCAGGAUGCUGAGGAAGCUCUUAAGUGUCUGAGUGAACGGAUUGCUGACGCCUAUUCCUCCUUUCAUAGUGUUCCUGCCAUCCGGAUUGAUGGGGCAGACAAGGCUGAUCAGGACAGUGACGCCGUCAAACUAGAAGUGGAUGAGAAACUGAGCAAUGGAUUCAGAAAUGGCCAUAAUGCAGCUGUAGUCCACCGCUUUGAGUCGCUGCCUGCAGGCUCUACCCUGAUCUUCUAUAAAUAUUGUGACCAUGAAAAUGCAGCCUUCAAAGACGUAGCCUUAGUCCUGACUGUCUUGUUGGAGGAAGAGACCCUUGGAACCAGUCUAGGCCUAAAGGAAAUUGAAGAGAAGGUGAGGGAUUUCCUCAAAGUCAAGUUCACCAACCCUGACACACCCAGCUCGCACAACCAUAUGGACCCCGACAAGCUGAGUGGGCUGUGGAGCCGUAUUUCUCACUUAGUCCUGCCUGUGCAACCGGAAACCGCCCUGAAAAGUGGCGGCUGCUUAUAAGGGGAAAGAGAAAAAAUCAUGUCUCAAGUUCUGAGAAUUUUCAGACUUUCUAACCAGCGACAGAAUUUGGAGCAUUUUUUUUUUUUGAAAGAACUGGUUUCUUUAAAGGAAGUUAAGUUCUUACAUAAACAUGGAAUAUCUGAAUCAUUUAUUCUCCUAAUUAUCUGUGACUCGAGAAUCAUUUGUCUUCAUUAAGAGCUACGUGAAGGGUAUUUAGGAGCAUGUAAAUAAUCUCAGAGGAUCCGUUUUGAUGCUAGACUGAUCAGUAUUGCUGUGGUGUGGCCAGUGAGGAUUAGGUUCUUCUCCUUAUGAGUUAGCCCCAUUUAGAGUUUUCAGCCUGACUGGUUAUUAGUAAGGUAGCUCCCCAAUUGUAACCAUGUGUUUUCCCAUUGCUUUUCCUUUUCUGCCUUUGGGUGUGAAUUCCUUGGUCAUUUCUGCCUGUGGGAACAUAAGUAACAAUAGGUUAUCUAGGGGUGGCAUUUAGAAUUUUUUUCCCCUCCUUUUUUUUUUUUUAGAAAUCUUUGGAGAUGGGAAGAGAAGAAACAAAUGGUAGAAUGGAGAGGGAAGUGGGAGAAAAUCUUCAGAUGAAAUGUUACUAAAAAAAUUUUUUUAAAAAGAUGAAAUGUUGCAACAAGCCUCUGAGAGGUAGGUUAGUUGAACAUAUCUGUACUGUUACCUUGGUGAAUUCUGUUGGGAUUCACCUUUUUUUUUUAAACUCUGAGAAAUUAUGGGGACUGUAGCUCAGUCAUAGACCUUUUGUCUAGCUUGUACAGUACCCUGGGUUCAAUCCCUAGUACUGAAAAAACAAUGUUGGGUCCUGCUGCCAGGUAGUACACACCUGUCAUUGUAGCACUCAAGAAGCUAAGGCAGUAGAAUCUUGAGUUCAAAGCCACCCUGGACUACACAUAUAUAGGUGGUGUCUGAAAUACCACCCACUCCAAAUAAAAAAGAAAUCCCUGGUUCUUGCUAGGAUUUUUCAAGCCUGUAUUUCACCAAGUUUAAUAUAUUUCCUCUUCUGACUCUAAAGAUUAGGUAAAUUCAAAGUAUAACCUGAAGUUUUUGUUUUAAAGAAAUACAGUUUCAAAGCCAGGAAUGGUGGCUUAUGCCUAUAUUCCUAGCAUUUGGAAGAUGGAUACAGGAUUGCUAAAUUUUCAGCCAGCCUUGGGUUCCUGAAUAAGAUGUCUCAAGAAAUUGCACAUGUACACGGUUUGAGAAAUUGAUAAAACCAUUUGUUGACCCUCUGUACUAAGCUCUUUAAGGGGAUUCAGUACUCUGCUGGCCCACCUGUUGUCUGAUUCCUUUAAUAGCACUCUGUAACGAAUAUCAAAAUUUUUACUAUGUACGUUAUAAACUUUGAAUGCCUCAGGCCAGAAAGAUAAGAAGAAUGUGAGGUCUGUUUCUCUACUGCUGUAGUAUUUGAGUCGUACCUUUACAACUAGAACAGCUUUCUUAUCUGUCAGCUGCUCUGGAUGUCUUAGGAUCUUAUAAUUCUAUAUCCACCUUAAAAAAAUAUUGCCCACAGGCAUCUAAGUGAAACUGCUGUUAGUAGAAUACUAGAACCAGUCACUGGCUUCAUCAUUUUCCCUAUGAUGUGAUGGAAGGGGACAUCUGACCUUCCCCAUCAGCCAGCCACUGCAGGAAAGUGCACAGGUCACUGGAUGAGCAUAUAUAUGUGCAUACAUCCAUUUAAAAGGUGGUAAAAAGUGAACUGCUUUCUUUCCACCAGUAGAACCAGUAUUUGUACCCAUCAUCAUAAUUUGUUCCUUUCAGAAAUCAGACCAUCUGAUUUAUUUUAUAGAAUAUGAUAAAAACAGGAGUUUUUGAAAUGGCUUAUUUUGUACAUACAUAUCAUAUAGAGCUACAAAUGUUUUGUUAAGAGCUCCACUGACAUACAUAAUUGUAAAGUAAUAUGUUACUUGCGUUUCAGAAAAAAUACUUGUAGCAGCUGAUAUGUAAAUGACUUUUAAAAGCUAUUUUAGUAAUUUAAAUAAAUUGACCUGGUUUGUA
Molecule: messenger RNA, 4000 nt
Organism: Jaculus jaculus (lesser Egyptian jerboa)
Lineage: Eukaryota; Metazoa; Chordata; Mammalia; Rodentia; Dipodidae
Gene: Tor1aip1
Product: torsin 1A interacting protein 1
Exons: 10
Coding region: 227-1993 (588 amino acids)
Biological process (GO): nuclear membrane organization
Cellular component (GO): nuclear membrane
Molecular function (GO): ATPase activator activity
Source: RefSeq, a predicted model, not a curated record